CCUAAAGUAAGUAAAAGAGAGACGCAUAUUUUUAGGUCUCUUCCUCUCUCAAGCUAAAGGAAAAUGACACAAAUCGAUUCUUCUUCUUCUUUUGUUUUGUUUUGUUUUGGAGACGGAUUCUUCUUGUUGUUUAGUGCUUUAAACACUGUAAUUAUAAUUAGGGUUUCAAUUUUGGGUUUUCGGAAGUUGGUGGUAUAGAAUUUGAUACUUCUCGGAACUGUUUGUGAUGGAGAUUGAGAAGAAUAAAGAAGAAAGUUCUGAUUUAUAUAAUAAUAAAGGGAAACAAAGAGAAGCAGAGAGCUCUUCUCCGGAAUCAGUAGUGGCGGUGAAUCUUAGAAUUCAGUCUUUUUCAUCUAAUUCUUCUCUCGAAAUUUCCUCUUCAAAUGUUGAUGGUGAUCAUAAAAGUGUUGACGAUGUUGCAUUCGAAGGAAGUGAAAUUGUUGGUGAAUUGUUAGGGUGUAAAGGUGAAAAUAAGAUGUAUGUUUCGAAGAACUCGAGUGAAUUUGGUACUUCUUCAGGGGCUGCUGACAAAGGCUUGUCUAGAUCGAGCACUUUGCCUGGGGAAACAUCAAAUUCUGACAAAAUAGACUUGACUUUGGAUAAACUCAAGUUGGAAAGAUCAAAAUCAGAGAAGCGCAGACUGAGUAAUAAAUUUGGUGAACAAGCAGCACAAAUAUUCGAUGCCAAGAUUUCUCCACGCAAGAAGCUCAAAAUGUUGAACCGAAUAGCGACUGUGAAAGAUGACGGAACUAUAGAAUUUGAAGUCCCCGUGGAUGUGAAACCUGGAGGUUUUGAUUUUGGAACAGAUGAUGUUUACAGUGAAGUUGUUGAGGAAGAACCAGUUGACUCAGACCUUCAAUAUAUACCACCACUACAAAUAGUAAUGCUUAUUGUUGGUACACGAGGAGAUGUACAGCCAUUUAUUGCCAUUGGAAAACGCCUACAGGACUACGGGCAUCGAGUUAGACUAGCAACUCAUGCAAACUUCAAGGAAUUUGUUCUAACAGCUGGGCUCGAAUUUUUUCCUUUAGGCGGGGAUCCAAAAGUUCUUGCUGAAUAUAUGGUCAAGAACAAAGGCUUCUUACCAUCUGGUCCAUCUGAAAUACCCAUCCAACGGAAGCAAAUAAAGGAAAUUAUAUUCUCAUUACUGCCAGCAUGCAGAGAUCCUGAUGUCGAUUCUGGUAUUCCUUUCAAAGCUGAGGCUAUAAUUGCCAAUCCACCUGCAUAUGGGCAUACGCACGUGGCAGAAGCUCUAAAUGUGCCGGUUCACAUAUUUUUCACAAUGCCGUGGACGCCAACUAGUGAAUUUCCACAUCCGCUAUCCCGUGUAAAGCAACAGGCAGGAUAUAGACUAUCAUACCAAAUUGUGGAUUCAAUGAUUUGGCUGGGAAUCCGAGAUAUGAUAAAUGAUUUUAGGAAGAAGAAACUAAAGUUACGUCCUGUGACAUACUUGAGUGGUGCUCAAGGGUUGGCAUGUGAUGUGCCUUAUGGAUAUAUUUGGAGUCCUCACCUUGUUCCAAAGCCAAAAGAUUGGGGACCUAGAGUUGAUGUUGUUGGUUUCUGCUUCCUCGACCUUGCAUCAAAUUAUGUGCCUCCAAAGCCACUUCAGGAUUGGCUUGAAGCUGGUAAAAAGCCUAUCUACAUCGGAUUUGGCAGCCUCCCUGUGCAAGAACCAGAGAAAAUGACUCAGAUCAUUGUGGAGGCACUGGAAACCACUGGUAACAGAGGCAUCAUUAACAAAGGGUGGGGUGGUCUUGGGAACAUGGCGGAACCCAAGGACUUCGUAUAUCUACUGGAUAACUGCCCUCAUGACUGGUUGUUUUUACGAUGCAUGGCUGUGGUUCAUCAUGGGGGUGCUGGAACAACAGCUGCUGGCCUUAAAGCUGCGUGCCCGACUACCAUUGUACCCUUCUUUGGAGAUCAACCUUUCUGGGGUGAGAGAGUUCAUGCAAGAGGAGUAGGUCCAGCUCCCCUUCCAGUUGAUCAAUUUUCACUGCAGAAGUUAAUCAAUGCAAUUAACUUCAUGCUUGACCCCAAGGUGAAGGAGCGUGCAGUUGAGUUGGCAGAAGCAAUGCAAGCCGAGGAUGGAGUAACAGGAGCUGUGAAAGCCUUCUUCAAGCAGCUUCCGCGUUACAAAACUCAGCCAGAUCAAUCUCCAUUGCCUUCAGGAUUCUUGGAACCUUGUUUGAGCACUGUAUCACCGGGGCCUAUCUUUGGUUUUUUCCUUUUCUUUUUGCGUCACACCUAUGGUCCACAGCCGUCCGGGCCGCUAAUAUCCCUCGGUGAUCUUGAAUGUUUACCGUCACAUCAACUCGGUGACCGAUCUUUGCUUCGAUUCCUUUGUAGAAAGCUUGAGCACUGAUUAACUUCCGGUUACAGGAUGGGAAGUCAGGCCCCGUCUCGCAAUUUCCUUUCCAUCGUGUUGGUACAGAAGGUAAACCCAAGUCAUUGAAACUUUGAUGCUCCGGCCAGAUACCACCAUCAAAAACACCGAUGAUAACGUUAUCGCCGUAGUUUGAAUUCAACCUCUUUGAUUGAUUUUUGUGGUACGAUUUGUUUUCGGUCACAAUAAAAAAUCCAAAUGUUCGAAGA
Molecule: messenger RNA, 2592 nt
Organism: Papaver somniferum (opium poppy)
Lineage: Eukaryota; Viridiplantae; Streptophyta; Magnoliopsida; Ranunculales; Papaveraceae
Product: sterol 3-beta-glucosyltransferase UGT80A2-like
Exons: 15
Coding region: 227-2362 (711 amino acids)
Biological process (GO): carbohydrate metabolic process
Molecular function (GO): hexosyltransferase activity; UDP-glycosyltransferase activity
Source: RefSeq, a predicted model, not a curated record